AAUUAUACUCCACUCACGAGAACUAUGUACUUUGCACUUUGGUUAAAGUCUUGUUUAAAUUUAAAUUUCUAAACUUUUCUUAAGAAAUUAAGUUUUAUAUGACCUCCUCUUUUCUGAAUUGCAGAAAUCAGAUAAAACUACUUGAUAAAAAUGACUUCUUGUCAUGUUACUAAAGAUCCUAUAAAAAAGGUUGCUAUCUUUGGAGGAACUCAUGGGAAUGAGUUAACAGGAGUAUUUCUAGUUAAGCACUGGCUGGAGAAUGGCACUGAGAUUCAGAGAACAGGGCUGGAAGUAAAACCAUUUAUUACCAACCCAAGAGCAGUGAAGAAGUGUACCAGAUAUAUUGACUGUGACCUGAAUCGAGUUUUUGACCCUGAAAAUCUUGGCAAAAAAUUGUCAAAGGAUUUGCCAUAUGAAGUGAGAAGGGCUCAAGAAAUAAAUCAUUUGUUUGGCCCAAAAGACAAUGAAGAUUCCUUUGACAUUAUUUUUGACCUUCACAACACUACUUCUAACAUGGGAUGCACUCUUAUUCUUGAAGAUUCCAGAAAUGACUUUUUAAUUCAGAUGUUUCAUUAUAUUAAGACUUCUUUGGCUCCAUUACCCUGCUAUGUUUAUCUUAUUGAACAUCCUUCCCUCAAAUAUGCAACCACUCGUUCUAUAGCCAAGUAUCCUGUUGGUAUAGAAGUUGGUCCCCAGCCUCAAGGGGUUCUGAGAGCUGAUAUUUUGGAUCAAAUGAGAAAAAUGAUUAAACAUGCUCUUGAUUUUAUACAUAAUUUCAAUGAAGGGAAAGAAUUUCCUCCAUGUGCUAUUGAAGUCUAUAAAAUAAUGGAGAAAGUUGAUUAUCCCAGGAAUGAAAAUGGAGAUAUUGCUGCUAUUAUCCACCCUAAUCUGCAGGAUCAAGACUGGAAACCGCUGCACCCUGGGGAUCCUGUGUUUUUAACUCUUGACGGACAGAUAAUUCCAUUGGGCGGAGACGAUACUGUGUACCCAGUGUUUGUAAAUGAGGCUGCGUAUUACGAAAAGAGAGAAGCUUUCGCAAAGACAACCAAACUAACACUCAGUGCAAAGAGUAUUCGCUCCUCUUUACAUUAGGAAUCACUUCUAACCCCCUGUGUACAGUAUCUCUACUAGUUUGUAAGCUCUUGAGGGGCAGGAUUGUGCCUUCUUCAGCUUCAUACCCAUAGCACCAGUCCAGUGCCUUGCACACAGUGGGCAUGGAGGCAAAUUUUCUGAAUGAAUGAAUAAAUGA
This is a messenger RNA of Enhydra lutris kenyoni (northern sea otter), 1249 nucleotides long. Its product is annotated as aspartoacylase. The record is from RefSeq and is a predicted model, not a curated record. The transcript has 6 exons. NCBI's taxonomy places the organism in Eukaryota, Metazoa, Chordata, Mammalia, Carnivora, Mustelidae. Gene Ontology annotation, molecular function: hydrolase activity, acting on ester bonds; hydrolase activity, acting on carbon-nitrogen (but not peptide) bonds, in linear amides. The coding region runs from base 151 to 1092 and encodes 313 amino acids.